AUGACCUUGCUGGUGGUGAUCCGAGGGUCCUGCAAGAACUGGAGACGUUCCCGGCUCUGCACCUUCUGCUGUGGCAGCUCUGUCACCCUUGGUGGCUCUACCAACUUUGUGCCUUCUGCUGUGGCAGCUCUGUCCCUCUUGGUGGCCUUUCUAGCUCUGCACCUUCUGCUGUGGCAGCUCUGUCACCCUUGGUGGCCCUGCCAACCUUGUGCCUUCUGCUGUGGCAGCUCUGUCACCCUUGGAGGCUCUGCCAACCUUGUGCCUUCUGCUGUGGUAGCUCUGUCCCCUCUGGUGGCCUUUCCAGCUCUGCACCUUCUGCUGUGGAAGCUCUGUCCCCCUUGGUGGCUCUGUCAACUUUGUACCUUCUUCUGUGGCAGCUCUGUCCCCUCUGGUGGCCUUUCCAGCUCUGUCACCCUUGGUGGCCCUGCCAACCUUGUGCCUUCUGCUGUGGCAGCUCUGUCCCCUCCGGUGGCCUUUACAGCUCUGCACCUUCUUUUGUGGCAGCUCUGUCCCUCUUGGUGGCCUUUACAGCUCUGCACCUUCUGCUGUGGCAGCUCUGUCACCCUUGGUGGCCCUACCAACCUUGUGCCUUCUGCUGUGGCAGCUCUGUCCCUCUUGGUGGCCCUGCCAACCUUGGGCCUUCUGCUGUGGCAGCUCUGUCCCCCUUGGUGGCUCUACCAACUUUGUGCCUUCUGCUGUGGCAGCUCUGUCACCCUUGGUGGCUCUACCAACUUUGUGCCUUCUGCUGUGGCAGCUCUGUCCCUCUUGGUGGCCUUUCUAGCUCUGCACCUUCUGCUGUGGCAGCUCUGUCACCCUUGGUGGCCCUACCAACCUUGUGCAUUCUGCUGUAGCAGCUCUGUCACCCUUGGUGGCUCUGCCAACCUUGUGCCUUCUGCUGUGGCAGCUCUGUCACCCUUGGUGGCUCUGCCAACCUUGUGCCUUCUUCUGUGGCAGCUCUGUCCCCUCCGGUGGCCUUUCCAGCUCUGUCACCCUUGUGAAAACCCCAUUAGAGCUCCACCCGGGAGUAGAACUCAUGCCCAGGUGAUGAUUGAUUGA
Molecule: messenger RNA, 1056 nt
Organism: Calypte anna (Anna's hummingbird)
Lineage: Eukaryota; Metazoa; Chordata; Aves; Apodiformes; Trochilidae
Exons: 5
Coding region: 1-1056 (351 amino acids)
Source: RefSeq, a predicted model, not a curated record